Messenger RNA from Megalobrama amblycephala (Wuchang bream), 1638 nucleotides. It is a transcript of the gene tfb1m, whose product is annotated as transcription factor B1, mitochondrial. NCBI's taxonomy places the organism in Eukaryota, Metazoa, Chordata, Actinopteri, Cypriniformes, Xenocyprididae. The coding region runs from base 150 to 1223 and encodes 357 amino acids. The record is from RefSeq and is a predicted model, not a curated record. The transcript is spliced from 8 exons. Gene Ontology annotation, biological process: rRNA methylation; transcription initiation at mitochondrial promoter. Gene Ontology annotation, molecular function: rRNA (adenine-N6,N6-)-dimethyltransferase activity; mitochondrial transcription factor activity. Gene Ontology annotation, cellular component: mitochondrial matrix.
GGAAAACGUGCUUCCUGUUUGUGUGUUUUUCGGCUUAAAACAGCGUUGUUCUUAUUGAAUAUAGAUGUUGUUUAAAUAUGUUGCUGAGUAAGAAGUGAAAUAUAAGUUAUCACUUUUUAAAGCGCUUUAGUUGACUGAGCUGAAGUCAGAUGGCAGCUACACAGAAACUGGCCUGUUAUCGGUUACCUCCCCUGCCGACCAUAGGGGAGAUCAUCAAACUGUACAACCUGAGAGCGGAGAAACAGCUUUCACAGAACUUCCUCCUCGACAUGAGACUCACAGAUAAGAUUGUCCGGCAGGCGGGAAACCUGAAGGAUGCGCAUGUGUGUGAGGUUGGACCUGGACCUGGGGGUCUCACCCGGUCUAUUCUGAAAGCUGGAGCAGCAGACGUGUUAGUGGUGGAGAAGGACACUCGCUUUAUGCCAGGAUUACAGCUUUUAUCUGAGGCUGCCCCAGGAAGAAUGAGGAUUGCACAUGGAGAUAUUCUCACAUACAGACUGGAAAAAGGGUUCCCAGCUCACAUAGCCAAGACAUGGGAAGAUGUGCCCCCCAACCUGCACAUCAUUGGGAACCUGCCCUUCAGUGUGUCCACUCCUCUGAUCAUAAAGUGGCUGGAGCAGAUGUCCAACAGAACUGGGUCCUUUAUGUUUGGACGUACAAGGCUUACACUGACCUUCCAGAAAGAAGUGGCUGAAAGGUUAACAGCCAGCACAGGAAGCCGUCAGCGCAGCCGUCUCUCAGUCAUGGCUCAGUAUCUCUGCACUGUCAAAAGCUGUUUCACCAUCCCAGGACGUGCCUUUGUUCCAAAACCAAUCGUGGAUGUGGGGGUGGUGCACUUCACUCCGCUGGCUCAGCCCCAGAUCCAGCAGCCCUUCAAGCUGGUCGAGAAGAUUGUCAAGAACGCCUUCCAGUUCCGGAGGAAGCACUGCCGCAGAGGACUCGAGAUGCUGUUCCCCGAGUGUCAGCGUCAGGAACUGACGGAAGAGUUGCUGCGCAGCGCUGAUGUGGAUCCCACACUGCGGCCCACAGAGAUCUCUAUUUCUGAAUUCAGGGCUUUAGCAGACGCCUACAGCAAGCUUUGUGAGGAGAACCAAGGCCUCAUCGACUAUGAAUUCAGAGAGGAACUGAAACUCAAGCAUCAGGCGAAGAGACGCUCGGGCAGUAGCCGUAAAGGGCUUCACCUUCACACCACAACAGAGGAGAAUGUUAAUGGAAACCACUAACGCAGACUCUUCAUGGUGACAUUUUCAGCAGCUGGCAUGCAUUUUUCACUUUUUUCUUCUUGAAUGGAUGUAUGUAUAAGGGCAAGGUGGAAAAAACUUUUGAAAGAUGCAAGGAGCUUAAAAUAAAGUCAUGGGAGAUAUAAUUUAAAAACAUAGUUGUCACAUAAAUUUCACUGCUUUUUAAGUAGGAAGAAAGAUUACAUGAAUCAAACCAGGCUCCUAGUCUCUCUCUGUACUGCUUAGAGGAAGAGACGGGGGUUGCCCAGAAAACCUGUCAUAUCAUAAAACACUCUGGGAAUGCUUUAAUCAUUUUUCAGCAAGAGGCUGACAUCCAUCUGUCAGAGAAAAGCAUUUGCCAUCGUUACCUAAAAAUAAUUUGACUUUGAUGAAUAAAUUAUUUUACAUGUUCUUUGGA